AUGGAAUUUAAUGAUAAGAAAUCAAAUUAUGAACUUUUAGGGGAAUACAAUGUUCAUUCGUUGACCGAGUGCGCUGCGUUGUGUCAAAGUGAGUGCGGCUUCUUUGGUUUCAGCUAUCAAAUGAAGAAAUGCCGCACCCACAAGAAAAGUCUUACGUCUGAGCUGUCUGAUGAGGCCGGUUGGAGAUACUACUCAGUUGACGUUUUUACUAGCACGCCCAAAGAUUGCAAGGAUCUUCGAGAAAAAGGACAAACCAUCACAGGGGUGUAUGAUAUAUACCCCUACCGUACACUAACAGUACCGGUCCGUGUUUUCUGCGAUAUGACCACAAUGGGCGGGGGGUGGACGACCAUUCAGAAACGCAUUGAUGGAUCCGUGAUCUUUGACAGGUUCUGGGCGGAUUAUAAAAAUGGUUUUGGUUCACCAGAACAAGAUGUCUGGAUUGGAAAUGACGUAAUCCAUCAAUUAACAAAAGAAAAAACCUCAUCCCUGUAUGUGUCCAUCACUCUCCAGAAUGGUACAACGCUGUAUGAAAUGUACGACGGAUUCUCCGUCUCCGACGAAGCUGGAAAAUAUCAACUCUUUCUUGCAGGACCUGACACGGGGACUUUAGGGGACAGUAUGUUAGACACUGGUUCUUCUUAUGGUGAUCUGUCCGGGAUGUCCUUCUCCACUCCAGACAGAGAUAACGACUUGUGGAGGGGUGGUAACUGUGCUGCUUCCAGUAACACUAGAGGUGGCUGGUGGUUCAACUACUGCCACUGGGCCUUCCUUAACGGCCUCUGGCCCCCGGCAGACUGGAUAAGUCCCUGGUAUCCCACAGUAGAGAGUGGGCCGUCAGUGAAGGGGACCACCAUGAUGAUAAAACGUCACUAG
Saccostrea cuccullata (small rock oyster) is the source of this 876-nucleotide messenger RNA. RefSeq names its product microfibril-associated glycoprotein 4-like. The record is from RefSeq and is a predicted model, not a curated record. The coding region runs from base 1 to 876 and encodes 291 amino acids. The transcript is spliced from 5 exons. Lineage: Eukaryota; Metazoa; Mollusca; Bivalvia; Ostreida; Ostreidae.